Acipenser ruthenus (sterlet) is the source of this 1930-nucleotide messenger RNA. Its product is annotated as zinc finger protein 653-like. Gene Ontology annotation, molecular function: transcription coregulator activity. Lineage: Eukaryota; Metazoa; Chordata; Actinopteri; Acipenseriformes; Acipenseridae. The transcript has 9 exons. Gene Ontology annotation, biological process: regulation of transcription by RNA polymerase II. Gene Ontology annotation, cellular component: nucleus. The coding region runs from base 11 to 1372 and encodes 453 amino acids. The record is from RefSeq and is a predicted model, not a curated record.
GCUUUCCAAAAUGGCUGAGAAUUCUGCUGUCAAAGAAGAGGCGACCUGCUCAGUGGAGGUGACGCUGGACCGGGACUCUGUCCGGCCGGUUUAUGAUUACCUGAACCGGCCUCGGGGCCGGCCCCGCCUCCCUGACUGGGCUCGCACCCCGCGGCGGUUGAAGGGACGAAAGAAGUACGAUGCGCGGCGGGUUUAUCUCGGGGAGACUCACGGGCUCUGGUGCAAACUGAGACGACGAACCCCUUACUGGAGUGACAGCGAGUUUGCCCAGUACCUCCUCAAACUGGAGGGCAGAUACGGGGAGACUUACCGGGAGAAAUACGGCAAACAGCUGAUAUGGGAGAUAUAUACUGGGAAACCACAAGGGGAGCAGUGCAAUGUGAACUGUCUGCACAGCCUGGUGAGCUGGUACGAGGAGCACCGGCUGACCUGUCCUCACGAGCCGCAGCUCCGAUCCCUGGAGCCGGGGUUGGGCUUCUCCACCAGCGCGCUGUGGCAGUGCCAGGGAGGACACGGCUUCCACCAGCACCUCUCCUCAUCGGACAGGGAGGCCAGCGACUUGGAGAACGAGAGCCACAUCGACCCGGAGGAAACAACCAAGGAUGUUCUGAUCCAGGGCUCUGCCACAGAGAACCAGCAACACCAGUGUCAGAGUGAUGCUGUUUCAUACAAUCCAGCCCUGCUAGCACAAUCAGACAGCUGCACUCAAGAAACUGACGCCAAACGGCCCGUGUGUGAAAGCCUGGGUUUGAUUGAGGCAGAAAGCUCUGACUGCAACUCGGACAGCAUCACCACCAUCGAAAUACAAGACCCGGCACCGCUGAGGCCAAAGAGACACGGGCAGGGGCUGUACAUCGAGUCGGACGGUACCAUCAAGACGUUUCGUUGCCCGUACGAGGGCUGCAGCCAGGUCUAUGUGACAGUGAAAAGCUACCGGAACCACGUGAAUAUCGUUCACAAGAAGGGCCGGACGGAGGUCUGCUCCCAUCCUGGCUGUGGGAAGAAAUUCUACCUGCUAAACCAUCUUCAGCGCCACAUGGUGACCCACUCAGAGACCCGGGAUUUCACCUGCACGCUUUGUGACAAAUCUUUCAAACGCAAGAACCAUCUGGAGGUGCAUCAGAGAACUCACACAGGAGAGACUCCACUGCAGUGUCAGUACUGUGGGUUCCAGUGCCGCCAGCGGGCAUCUCUCAACUGGCACAUGAAGAAAAAACACACGCCUGCUGCUGUGCAGUACGACUAUACUUGUGAGCUCUGCGGAAAGGGGUUCGAGAAAGCGGAGAGCGUGAAGUUCCACAAGCUGAAGAGCCACCCAGAGAGCACUGAGCGAGAGGGGAGGGGGGACACACACAGCCCCCCCGAUUCCUAGGAGACCCCCCAAAACUCAACUCGCAUCGCACUUCACCAAGACAGCAUUUCCCACAACGUACAAAGCAUCCAUUUUUGUUGUUUUAUUCAGAGCGCCUCCCUCUGGCCCCCGUAAGGACACGGGAAAGCCAGUAUUAACACUACACGGUGAUCUGAUUCAAACAUUCAAAAUCCUAAAAGGUAUAGACAAUGUCGACCCAGGGGACUUUUUUGACCUGAAAAAAGAAACAAGGACCAGGGGUCACAAAUGGAGAUUAGAUAAAGGGGCAUUCAGAACAGAAAAUAGGAGGCACUUUUUUUACACAGAGAAUUGUGAGGGUCUGGAACCAACUCCCCAGUAAUGUUGUUGAAGCUGACACCCUGGGAUCCUUCAAGAAGCUGCUUGAUGAGAUUCUGGGAUCAAUAAGCUACUAACAACCAAACGAGCAAGAUGGACCGAAUGGCCUCCUCUCGUUUGGAAACUUUCUUAUGUUCUUAUAAAAAAUAAUAAUUCACAUUGACUGGGAUGGCUUUUUCCAGUGUCUUCGGUACUGGGGUUCAUGACGUAUAUAUAUAUAUA